This is a messenger RNA of Anolis carolinensis (green anole), 2566 nucleotides long. RefSeq lists its product as uncharacterized. Bases 97 to 1398 code for a protein of 433 amino acids. The transcript has 2 exons. Lineage: Eukaryota; Metazoa; Chordata; Lepidosauria; Squamata; Anolidae. The record is from RefSeq and is a predicted model, not a curated record.
UGGCCCUCGCCCUUUUGCCUGGGGGCUCCUUUAGAGGGGGUGGGGGGAAAGGAGGGGAAAGGCACUGGGGUAGCUCUAUUGCCUGAGAAAUUUGCUAUGGGGAAAACUCUCUGGUGGAGCCUUUUGCUCAUCUUUGCUCCAGCUGGACAGCUUGGAGAAGCCGAAAUAGCAGGCGACAUAUGCCGCUUCUGGUCCUAUGGGGCAGGUGCCUCUUCUGCCACUGUCUUCACUUUCCAGUGUCCCGACCAAAAUGAUGAAGCGGAUGCCAGGUUUUGCUGUGGGACUUGCGCUGCUCCCUACUGCUGCUCCUCCAAGGAGUUCCGCCUGGACCAGAAGCAGUGUGUGGGCAGUGAACAGCGAAAGGUGGCCACCAGAAGCCUAGUGGGCAACCAAGGCCUGAGGAAAGCUCAAGGAGAGAGAGGUGCCCAAGCCAGAGGGGUGGUGGGAGUAACCCAGGCCAACCAAAUAGGACAGACCACCCAAGUGGAAGAGACUACCCAGACAGGAUGGACCACCCAAGCCAACUCCACCAUGGACUUGGUGUUGACCACCCCAUCUAUGGAGGAAGACCUACCAGAAUGGAUGAAGAUGCUGUCCAUUCUGCUUGGGAUUGCCGUUGCCAUUGCUUUCAUCUGGCUCACCUGCCGCUUAUGUGCCGCAUGCCGGGACAACCCCUGCCUGGUGCUCCUGGUGCAGAACAUGUUAGAGCAGGAUUCGCGUCCUCCAAGUCCAACGCCGUCUGACGACAGGGCUCCUCCUUCUCCUCCUCAUCCUUCUCCGCGCAUCAGCACCAGGCCUCCACCUCGCAUCAGGAACAGGCCUCUGCCUCGUGUCAUCAACAUGCCUCCUCUUCCUUUUGAUGACCCUCCACCUUAUCGUGAGGAUAACCCGCCACCCUAUAGCCUUGAUGAUCCCUUCAGUCUGCUGGCCCGUUCUUCUUCUGAAACCGUGGUGCAUUUGACUUGCAUGAACCCUGGUUAUCAAGAGGAUGAAGAGGUCCCUGAAAUGUCUCCGUUGGUUCUUCUUGGAGAUGGCCAUAAUGUUUCCCAGCCUGCCAUGGACGCAGAACAAGCCUUGCCCCUGCCAGACCCAUCCAUUGAAGGGCAAGUUUUGACUCUGGCAGACCCUUCCAGUGAAGGGCGACCUUCAUCCCUUCCAGAAGUUGUUGGAGAAGGACAAGCUUGGCUCCAGAUGGAGGCUGCUGGUGAAGGAGAAGCCAUGUCUCUGCCAGAGGAUGCUGAUGGAGCACAAGCUUCAUCCCUGACAGAGGAAAGAGAAGCCUAUGCCAUGCUGGAAUUCUUUGUGAAAAGAGGCAUUGAAUCUCCACUGGGGCCUAUUUCAGAAGAGGAGGAAGAAGACGACAAUGAUGAAGACGACAAUGAUGGCACAGACAUGUAGCCAAAGAUCCGUGGGGCUUUGAUAUACCCACUGAAGCAAGACGUCCCCAUUAGACAGCAAAGUUCAUUUUUAAUUUUUUUUUUAAAGACUAAGAUUGAUUUGAUGAUGCUUUUAAUUGUGUGUGUUCAUGGUUAGAUGCAUUUUGCUUUUAAAUAUUGCUUCUUGUUUGUUCCAUUUUGUAACCCUCACAUCUCUAUGGUAUACCAGACACUAGCAUGUCUUAAAUAUUAGACAUUUUCACACAAGCACCCCCAGUCUAUGCCGGAGUUUAGAGGAAGUUGUGUUGGCAAUGUGCCUCUACGGCAUUUGGUUUGUUUUAGCCCCACCAUCUCUGGAAAUCAGCAAAAGGGAUUAACCCUUUUGCAUUGUGGAUUGUUGCUGGUGCCAUCAAUGCAACUACUCAAUAUGAUGCAACCCCCCAAAGGAGACUUGAAGGAACCUCCAAGCAAGUAGAUGUUAUUGGAGCACAAUUUCCAUAAACCUCAUCAACACAACCCACUGUAGAAAAUGAUAGGUAUUACAGAACCCAUUGGGUAACAUAUUAAAUUAACUGUUAGUGCUGCAUCUAAACUUUUGUAAGGAGAGUGGGAGGUUAAGAACGUGAUGCAAGCAGAUACAAUGUAAACACAGACACCAAAACUUCUCCUUUAUGAGUACCAUUCGUUCUUCUUUGUAUCCAGUUUGUAACUGGAUGGAAAGACUAUUAAAUAGCCAAAGAACAGACUAUCCAUGGAACAAACCCAUCAAAUAUGAUUUAUUGAAUUUACACAUGAAUUAUACAAGCAAUGCUUUGUCUAUCUUUCCUCCUAGGAAAACAUAUGCAGGGCCAGCUGAUUUGCAAUUAAUUCAUUUAUGUGACUGUCAACUUCUAGUUUUAUCUGUAAGACCGGGGACUAUCUGCACACGCAACACGGAGUCCUUUGUCCCACCGCAAGACCUUUUAAGCUUGAGAAAUUGUAUGUAAGACUGAUUGUUUCAAUAUUCGAACACUGAUGACACUAAACCAUGAGCAAUGCAUCUUUCCUGGACUGCAAUGCUUUUGGCAUGCGAGAUGCUGUUUUUAGCCACCCACAUUUGUCAAAGGUAUGUUUCCAAAUUGUACGUGGAGUAAUGCUUCCAAAUUGUAUGUGUAUCAAAAGUCACUAAUAAAUGCUCGUCUGAUUUUAAA